Closterium sp. Naga37s-1 is the source of this 564-nucleotide messenger RNA. The record is from the annotation of a GenBank genome assembly. Lineage: Eukaryota; Viridiplantae; Streptophyta; Zygnematophyceae; Desmidiales; Closteriaceae.
AUGUCAUCGUGCAUCGGCGAAUCGCCGCCUCGCCUCGCGCAUUUGCGGCCUCGCCGCCACAUCGCCGCCUCAUCGCCGUCACAUCGCCGCCUCAUCGCCGCCACAUCGCCGCCUCAUCGCCGUCACAUCGCCGCCUUAUCGCCGCCACAUCGCCGCCUCGCCGCAUCACCUCCUCAUCGCAGUGACAUCGCCGCCACGCCUCCUCAGCAAGUGAUCGUCUCCCCAUCGCCGCCCGAAAGCCUCGCCUCCUCCUCUUCGACGCCUGCCACAUCACCGCCUCCGGGGAAGAACCUGGAGAUGCUUCUUUUGUCCCCAUUCAGGUCCCCGUCCUCCUCUCUACGCAGCGUUUCCCAAGUCCUCCUCUCUCCCACUCUGGCCCACUCUUUCCCCCCUGUCCUCCACUACCCUGUCCUCCUCUCUCCCCCUUGUUCUCCUCUCCGACGGCUCCAUGUCCUCUCUCCAACGGCAUCUCGUCUCAUAUGCCCGAUGUCUCACUCUCCUGAUUCCCCCUCUCUCCCAGCCUCGUUUACUCUUUCUGCUGUUGCUGCCGCAUGCCGCAACUAC